AUGGAUUUCGAAUCUUUAUUAAACGACAAAAGAGAUGAAGAUAAUCUACCACCACCAUCAUUUUCACGUAUCGAAUGUCCUAUGGGAUAUGGUUAUCGACAAAAUAUGGCGGUGGUCAAAGUCUUGGUUCAGAAAGGAGAAGGGCAGGCACCUGCUCUCAAACUGAUUAAUAGAAGUCGUAGAAAGAAAUUUGUCGCCAUUUCAAUAUAUUAUGAUUCAGAAAAUAUCCUUAUUUAA
Dentiscutata heterogama is the source of this 237-nucleotide messenger RNA. The record is from the annotation of a GenBank genome assembly. Lineage: Eukaryota; Fungi; Glomeromycota; Glomeromycetes; Diversisporales; Gigasporaceae.